GUCUGGCAAGACUGCGGGCACCGAGUCACCAGGUAUGACAGCGAGCACACUGGGUCACCAGGCAUUGGAUCGUCUGGCUCGACAGCGGGCAUCGGGUCACCAGGUAUGACAGCGGGCACUGGCUCGCCAGCGGGCACCGCGUCAUCUGGCACGGCAGUGGGCACCGAGUUACCAGGCACGACAGUGGACUCUGACUCAUUGGCACGACAGCGGGCACCGGGUCAUCAGGUACCGGAUUGUCUGGCUCGACAGCGGGCAUCGGGUCACCAGGCAUCAGGUCAUUUGGCUCGCCAGCGGGCACCGCGUCAUCUGGCAAGGCAGUGGGCACCGAGUCACCAGGUACGACAGUUACGGGGCUCGGGCACCGGAUCAUCUGGAUCAACAGCGGGCAUCGAGUCAACUGGCCUAAUAGGAUCAUCAGGCUGGAUCAGCUGAGUAGAGGCAUCAGGCUGGGUACAGGCAUCAGGCUGGGAACAGGCAUCAGGCUGAGAGAGGCAUCAGGCUGAAGAGAGGCAUCAGGCUGAACCACGG
Molecule: messenger RNA, 531 nt
Organism: Staurois parvus
Lineage: Eukaryota; Metazoa; Chordata; Amphibia; Anura; Ranidae
Source: the annotation of a GenBank genome assembly